CGAUACGGAAAUAAAACGCGCUUAUUAUUUUACGCUUAGCCUAUGAGUUCGCCCUUGCAUCCAUUAUUAAUUUAUUGCUUUUUAUUGCCGGAAAUAAUCGUUUAAAAAUCAACAAGCUUGGGAAUUUACAGCCCGAAGACGCUUGCUAUUAUUUCACGGGUUUAUGGAGAUUGAUGGAUUGAUGUAGUGACUCCCCGCACGUAGGCAAGCGGGGAUGCCCACUCGACGCGUGACCUGCAUCUUUAAUGCUCUCGAGCGCGCAGCGCCUUACAAGCCCUUUUUAAUCAUUUGCGCGUAUCACGCGCGUCUAGAAAUGUGACAAUAAUAAUAAACAAUAAUAAUAAAUGGCAUGUUAUUGAAACGCGUGGAUGUAAAUUGUGAACACCGUAGCCUUAUAUUUAUUUUUUUCGUAACGACCAACAUCCACCAUUCGGCCGCAAAGCGGCGCACGUGGACGCCGUGACCGGCAGGCCCCGCCCUCCGCCAGCGCGUCACGGCAUCGUGUCGCCGGUUCCGUAUUUAAAGCGCGGACGGCGAGGGACGUGCCGUUAGAGAUUACCGGGAAGCAAAAGAGAGGAGGUCUUCGAAAUUUUUAACUGAUACAAGUCGGCGCUAGUCGUUCGAAGAAGAAGGUUUGCAAAGAAGGGCGUCUUUAAUUCUAGACGUUUUGGAGUUUCCGAAGCCGGUGUGUAACGUGCUGCUGCUGCUGCUGUGUUCCUGCUGAUUUUUCCCAAUCCUAAAGGAAUGCCAAGGGAACUAACACAGAACAGGAUCCAAAAAAUCUGGAUUCCCUCUAAGGAUGACAAACCUUCAAUGCCCCGCACAUCACGCGGAGGCCCCCACCUGGCGAACCCCCCGACAGUGAUAGUGAUGGUAGGGCUCCCCGCUCGGGGCAAAACCUACAUUUCAAGAAAACUCACACGCUACCUCAACUGGAUUGGGAUUCCCACAAAAGUUUUUAACGUCGGAGAGUAUCGACGAGAGGCUGUGAAACACUACAGCUCUUAUGAUUUCUUCAAAUCGGACAAUGAGGAUGCUGUAAAAAUCCGACAGCAGUGUGCCUUGGCCGCUCUGAGAGAUGUCAAGAAUUACCUCACCGAAGAGGAAGGUCAAGUGGCUGUUUUUGAUGCUACAAACACGACCAGAGAGCGACGAGAUAUGAUUCUAGAUUUCGGUGCAGAAAACGGCUUCAAGAUCUUCUUCAUUGAGUCUGUUUGUGACGACCCAAAUGUAAUCGCCUGUAAUAUCUUGGAAGUUAAAGUGUCAUGUCCUGACUAUCAAGAUUGCAACAAGACGGAUGCCAUGGAGGACUUUAAGAAAAGAAUCGAAUGUUACAGAAUGAACUAUCAGCCACUCGACCCUGACCAACAUGACAAAAACCUGUCCUUCAUCAAAGUGAUCGACGUGGGUCGUAGAUUCCUGGUGAACCGCAUUCAAGACCACAUCCAGAGUCGGAUCGUCUACUACCUGAUGAACAUCCACGUGCAGCCGCGGUCUAUUUAUUUGUGUCGCCACGGCGAGAGCCAACACAACCUGCAGGGCAGACUGGGCGGAGACUCCGGACUGUCUACACGUGGACGCAAGUUCGCAGGAGCUCUUGCUAAGUUUGUGGAGGAGCAGAACUUGAAGGACUUGAAGGUUUGGACGAGCCAGCUGCGCCGUAGCAUCCAAACCGCCGAGGCCCUCAACGUGCCGUACGAGCAGUGGAAAGCGUUGAAUGAGAUCGAUGCUGGUGUGUGUGAGGAGAUGACUUACGAAGAAGUCAGAGAGAGGUUUCCAGAAGAGUUUGCUCUCAGAGAUCAAGAUAAAUACUACUACCGCUAUCCCUCUGGAGAGUCAUAUCAGGAUUUGGUUCAGCGGGUGGAACCCGUGAUCAUGGAACUGGAACGACAGGAAAACGUUCUUGUCGUUUGCCAUCAGGCAGUGAUGCGCUGCCUGUUAGCCUACUUCCUGGACAAAAGUGCAGACGAAAUGCCGUACCUGAAGUGUCCUCUCCACACAGUACUGAAGCUCACCCCAGUAGCUUACGGGUGCAAAGUUGAAUCCAUCUCUCUGAAUGUGGAUGCCGUGAACACACACAGAGACCGACCGGAGGAGGUGAAGAGAGGCCCGAGCACUUUGAUCAGGAGAAACAGCGUGACCCCUCUCACCAGUCCUGAGCCCAAUAAGAAGCCCCGCAUCGAGGGUCUGGAUGAAGCGAUCUUCAGAGAGGUGACGCCCGCCCAGCUGACCCUGUGCUCAGCGUCACACACCACUCUCGCUCUGUCCACGCAGCACUGGCUUAGCGAAGCUUGUCUACGUACUUUUUUACAUUAUCUACAAGUGGUGUCGGUGCUGCUCUUUCAGAGGUAAUAGUCGUUGAAACUAGCGUGGUGGAGUAGCUAUUGCAAAUUCGUUUGAAUAGUAAAUAGUAUUUGCAGACUGCGAACACAUUUCAUGCCUGAUUUAAAUGUUAAACUGAGGCAGAAUGGGCCCUGUUUACACUUGAUUUUAACAUCUGGUGUUUAUCGCUAACACAGAUGCUAAUACCGGAACAACAGGGUUACAAUUAGCUAAAAGCAUUAGCCAAAAUAAACU
Molecule: messenger RNA, 2577 nt
Organism: Puntigrus tetrazona (Sumatra barb)
Lineage: Eukaryota; Metazoa; Chordata; Actinopteri; Cypriniformes; Cyprinidae
Gene: pfkfb3
Product: 6-phosphofructo-2-kinase/fructose-2,6-biphosphatase 3
Exons: 16
Coding region: 745-2352 (535 amino acids)
Biological process (GO): fructose metabolic process; fructose 2,6-bisphosphate metabolic process
Cellular component (GO): cytosol
Molecular function (GO): fructose-2,6-bisphosphate 2-phosphatase activity; ATP binding; 6-phosphofructo-2-kinase activity
Source: RefSeq, a predicted model, not a curated record